Messenger RNA from Mugil cephalus (flathead mullet), 4888 nucleotides. Its product is annotated as protein shisa-9-like. Gene Ontology annotation, biological process: regulation of AMPA receptor activity; regulation of short-term neuronal synaptic plasticity. The transcript has 4 exons. Lineage: Eukaryota; Metazoa; Chordata; Actinopteri; Mugiliformes; Mugilidae. Gene Ontology annotation, cellular component: AMPA glutamate receptor complex; postsynaptic density; dendritic spine membrane. The record is from RefSeq and is a predicted model, not a curated record. The coding region runs from base 1308 to 2585 and encodes 425 amino acids.
GGGAGGGAGGGGAGAUGGAUAUUGUCACCCAGUCCUGGCAGAGAACAGCAGCAGCAGCUUCAGUCGUGGAUGGAAACAGACGCUAUGAACCGAGGAAAGAGAGGAAUACCGACGGAACAACAACAACAACAUCUCACUGCUUCAGUCUGGAGCACCAGUGAAAACACAUACAUAUGAUAUAUAUAUAAAACUCCUAUACAUAUAUAUCAAAUUAUGCCUGUUUUCAAAGAAGCUGCAGCCGGACAAGGACUGAACUCACAGAGAAUCCACUGAAAGACAAAAGCUGGAGCUAAUGUGCAGCAUCAAAGCUGUUGCAUAUUAAUCCUCUGAGACGUUUUUGUCCAUUUUCUGCUCAGUGGAGGAAAACAGAAAAAAAAAUAAUUGAUGCAAAUGGAAAUUUAAAAAUCACCAAUCAGAGCCUCUGCUGCAGUCCUGCGAAUCCAAACAGGCUUCUAUUGAAAACAGGAUAUUUUUGAAGGCGGCCGCUCGCCUGACGCAUCUCCACUUGUCUGUGUGGUGUUGAUCCACAGGCUCUGACCCCCCGCUCAUUUCCCCCCCGCUGGGGCCGAGGUAAGACACAAAGAGAGGAGAGAGGGAAAUAAAACCAAGCUCCGGUAUCUGGGACACUCCUCCAGGUCCUUUACAGCAGCAGCCCUCCCCUCUCUGGUCUCGGAGGACCCGGCUGGUGUCCUGGGUCUGUCAGAGAGGAGGGGUUUCAGCAACAGGAGCUCAGAGAGUAGAGUCUGAAUGAGUCCUAUCACCGGGGGAAGGGGGCGAGCUCGUCUCCACUGUGUUCAGGACAAGUGUUGAGUUGAGCGGCUGCUGUCACCUGUUCCGAGCUAUCCCACCUUACAAAAUAAAAGCUGAACAUUUGACAUAUCCCAGGAGGCUGAAAAGAUGCCCAGUACCAGAAUAAAGCAGCCGUGAGUGAGCGGCAGCGCUGCGAGCUGCAGGAUGAUAGGAGCUAGAGGGUAGAGGUAACCUCUGAACGCUGCCUCUGGACUUCACCGCUCCUUAGCAGAGUUGAAUCCAGUCAGGAACAUGAGUCUCCUCCCCACAGCUGGAGAUGGUAGAAGGAAGUAACUCGUCCUCCUGAGCCAGACCUGGACUCGUCUGCAGCCUCCUCUGGGACAGCUGAUGCUUUCACUGAGCUCAUGUCAGAGGACUCUCUGAUUUCUUCUGCCCUCUUGAUAACAACGUGAAAACUCCCUCAGUCUCUAGAUGCAGUUUGAAACCAGGAAGGAUCUUUAACUCCUUGCUCCUUGUCUCUUCAACACAGUAACUGUUACACAUUGGCCCCGUCCAAGAUGGUCACCUCCAAGAGCCUGCUCUCCCUGAGCUUCUGGUUGGUCGUCCUCCUGGGGCUCAGCUCCCUGGGGGGGCUCAGCCCUGGGCCCGCGGGUCAGGCUUUGGCCCAGGGCUCCAACAACGAGACCACGGAGCCCUCGGUGUUACCUGAGGCGGCGCUGGCCACGCCCACGCCCGAGGCCGAGGACCAGACGGCUCCAAGCAUUGGGAACCGGUGCUGGGGUUACUACGACGUGAUGGGCCAGUGGGACCCCCCCUUCAACUGCAACGCAGGGAUCUACUUGUUCUGCUGCGGUUCCUGCUUCUACCGCUUCUGCUGCCAGUUCAAGAUCCACAGCCUGGACCAGACGUCCUGCUCCAACUACGACACGCCCGUCUGGGCCAACACCGGGAAGCCGGCGGCGCCAGUGACCGAGGUUCAGGAGGAACCGGACCGAGACCGGACCCACAUGAUCGUCUACAUCAUCUGUGGAGUGGUGGCCAUCAUGGUCCUGGUCGGGAUCUUCACUAAGCUGGGUCUGGAAAAGAGUCAGGGAGGACAGGACAUGACCAACUCCAGGACUCUGACGGAGCUGCUGAAGCAGCCGGGAGAGGCCGGAGUUGCGGAUGGAUCCACCCUUCAUCAUCCGGUUGGAACCAACGGGAUCUCGGCCAGAGUGCUGCGAGCCAACAACGAUCAUAAUCACCUGAACAACGCAGCGCUGCCUCCUCUCGGUCCGGCCAUGGCUUUGUCUCACCCCCACAACAACCUGGGCAUCGGCUUCAACAAGUACGCCUCCCUCAAGGCUGUGGACACAACAUCCAGAGACUACUACAAGAGUUACCCAAUGGUAGAUUACACCCAUCGCCAGUCUCCUCCCACGUUCCAACCCAUAAACUUCCACCCUAAGGAUAAGCCCUUCCUGCCUCCCCCUGACAUCCACGCACCAUUGGCCAUCACCAUCAACGCCUCCCAGAUCCCCAAGCCUAAGAUCUCCAAGACCAACACCCACCCACUCACCUCCAGCUCAGCCUUCAAAGCAUGGGACCCAAGCAAGAGCCACCUCCAGCAGCCGGGGGGGCCCCACAUUGGCCUCGGGGGGCAGCAACACCACCCCAUCCAGCAACAACAGCACCAGCAGAACAGCCGGCGCCAGGCCUACUCCAACAAGAGGCAGUUCAGCAUUGAAACGCUGCCUGAGCUCUUCUCACAGCCGCUGGGUUACGGCCACUCGCCGCAUAUGCACCCCAAGCACAAAGGACUGGCCACCAACAGCAAGACGGAGGUGACGGUGUGAACGCUGAACCAAACACCGGCUCUGAUAUCUUUUAUAUCCACAGCUAUGGAAGGAGGCGAGCUGAUAUCGUAUCUGGAAUUUUUUAAAUCAUCAUUGUUGGCAGAAAUAAUUUAAUAAUGUCAGUGUUUGUGUAUUUUUUUAAACCGCUGGAUCCAAACAGAUGUGAAGGUGUUGGCUGUGACUCUUUGAAACCGGCAGCUCUAAUAAAUAAUUGAGUGUCCUCUCAGUGUGUUGGCACAGCUCUCAACCCUGCUGCACCUCAAUGACAGUCUGCACCAUCCUGAUCCAACGUUUACUCGUCCAACUCAUCAGCCCAGACUCUGAGGCUGUUUCCCUUUAAGACUCUGGCUGCUGUCAGCAGAAACAAUACUAUCGUGUUGUCAGCUCCCGUUGCCCUGCAGCCCUCUGAAGAGAGAGAUAUCAGCCUGGUGAUUUAUAGCAGAGAGGAGGGACUCAUCUCAUUCCAGGCGAAUGAGAUGAGAAGGAUCUGAAGCACAGAGACUCGUCCAGGUCAGAAAUGACAGAAGGUUUCCAGCAGCGUCAGAGACACAAACACACUCCAAAACCUGCGUUUUUCUAGCAACUCGUUGGAUUCAGUCUCAGACUCUGGUCUCGCUGCUGAUGUUUUUACCUCCGAAGAAAAACCCAGCAUGAAGUUGAGUCUGUGAAGGUCGCUGUAAAGCUGCUUCCAGUAUGGUAUUUUGACGUGGAUCAUCCUCCAAUAUCCACUUUGAUGGUUUUGGCUUCGUAGAUUUGACAGUGAAUGAUGGAGGAAUGUUUCAGAAAUUACCGUUUGAUGUAUUCACUGCUGCAGCAUCAAGGAAAUCAGAUUCUGCUCUAAACUUCACUCCCCAUUAGCAUGAUUUCAUAGCCUCCUUGCUAACAGUAGCUCUUCCUAGCUUCAAAGCCUCUCAGCUAACAGUAGCUCUUCCUUGCCUCACAGUUAAUGGCAUCUCUUCCCAGCUUCCUAGCCUCACAACUAACAGUAGCUCUUCCUAGCCUCCCAGCUAACAGUAGCUCUUCCUAGCCUUCUAUCUAACAAUAGCACUUCUUAUCCUCACAGCUAAUGGUAGUUAUUCCUAGUUUACUAGCCUCCCAACUAACAGUAGAGCUUCCUAGCCUCCCAGCUACACCAUCUAUUCUUAGUUUCCUAGCCUCACAGCUAACAGUAGCUCUUCCUAGCCUUCUAACAGUAGAGCUUCUUAUCCUCACAGCUAAUAGCAUCUCUUCCUAGCCUCACAACUAACAGUAGCUCUUCCUAGCCUCACAGCUAACAGUAGCUCUUCCUAGCCCCCCAGCUAACAGUAGCCCUUCCUAGCCUCACAGCUAACAGUAGCUCUUCCUAGCCUUCUAACAGUAGAGCUUCUUAUCCUCACAGCUAAUAGCAUCUCUUCCUAGCCUCACAGCUAACAGUAGCUCUUCCUAGCCCCCCAGCUAACAGUAGCCCUUCCUAGCCUUCCAGCUAACAGUAGCUCUUCUGUUUCUCGUUAUGGAUGAUGGUUGCACACUACUGCCCCCAGGAGUUAUGAUCGUAUUUAGCAGCCAGUCUCUGUGCAACUUUCAUUUCCUGAAAGUUCGUUGUUGGUUUGGUGCAUCCGCUCACUCAUUAGCAUCUUGUGUCUUCUUGCCAACAACUGGUGAACCUUAGAAUUAGGUGGAUUGGUGCAAAGUUGUAUGUUGUGAAUAUGAACAAGAAGCAUCACGUCAACAUGGCUAAUGCUAAUCUCAUUACCUUCAAACUGUUGCUCGAAAGCAAAAUGUGUGACAGAAACAUGACAGUUUAUUGUCAGCACUUGAUGGUCCUGUUGACUUUCAGUUUCUUGUGAUGUUCAUUUCCAUUCGGUUUAUCUCUUUAUAUCCACGAUUCAGUUGAAAUCAAUAUGGCUUCCUUCAAGAUCAAAAGACAAGGUUAACCUCGCAUAGCAAUGAAUACGUAGGGUUAUAAUCCCACCUUCAGGUGUCCAGUGCAGUUAGGAGCUGUCGAUAUGGUAAUGGGUUCCCUGAAUGCAACAUUACUGAGAGCAUCCUAAUCUUAAUCAGAGGACUACUCUCUGUUUCAGGUGUACUCAUCAAACUCUUAUUUCCCCUUGAGUAAAACCUUCAUGAGAAGCUGAAAUAUAGCCUUCAAUAACUUUAAUAACUCUCCUCCACCUGCAUGCGACAGAUUAGUCCAGACUGAUUCCCUGACUGAAUUCACCUUUAUCGGCCUCUUGCUCCGACACAUCCAGCCGAUGGUGGAGCCUCAUCAAGCUGAACUUCUUCCUCGGUGCAUUCGUGUCCAUGAAGGGUUGAUAGAUGAAGGC